AUCCACUUUGGUGGGAGUCAAAUGGAAGUGAUUGGUGGCUCCUCCUCCGUCUCCCUCCUCAUCUCUUCCCGCUACAAUCUCUGCUUCACUUCCAAGGUGCUUCCAUGGAACUCUUUACUUGUUAGCCCUGUAAAAGCUCGGUUGUGCAAUUCAUUAUCGUGCGUAAGCGUAAAUGCUAGUGAUAGAUUGGCAGCUUUCAACUCUAAAAGGGUUCAUGAGGAUAGGAGUUUCCUUAGGUUGGUAAGAAGGUUCAACAAGAGAUUUGCUUUUGAACAUCUUGUGCAUUUUAGGAGGAAAGGACGAUUAUUAUCUAAAGUAAGGAAGCAUACCAUCAGCCUUUGGAAACUAGCAGAGAGUUCUGAGAAAUUUAAAAAUUUGUUCCCGGUUCUUGUUGUGCCGAUUGUAUUGGGAAUGAUGCUGUUUAUGACCAUGACUAUUCCUGUUAGCAGAUCUCCUUCCUGGGCACUCACUGAGGAGAAUCUGCUGUUCCUCGAGGCAUGGAGAACAAUUGACCGUGCAUAUGUUGACAAGAGUUUCAAUGGACAAAGUUGGUUUAGGUACAGAGAAAAUGCACUACGCAAUGAACCAAUGAACAAUCGUCAACAAACAUAUGCAGCAAUAAAGAAGAUGCUUGGCACCCUGGAUGACCCUUUCACUCGUUUUUUGGAGCCUGAGAAGUUCAAGAGUUUGAGGUCAGGAACACAAGGUGCUCUUACUGGAGUAGGGUUGUCAAUUGGCUACCCAACUGGAAAUGAUGGAGCUCUGUCUGGACUGAUGGUUAUUUCAGCUUCUCCAGGGGGCCCUGCGAGUAGGGCUGCCAUUUCCCCAGGUGAUCUAAUUCUGGCUAUCGAUGAUGCUAGUACGGAAACAAUGGACAUUUAUGAUGCAGCCGAGCGCUUGCAGGGCCCCGAAGGAAGUGAAGUACAGCUAAAAUUACGAAGUGGACCUGAGAUAAAAAAUCUCUCAUUAACGCGGGAAAACAUUUCAUUAAAUCCGGUGACAUCAAGAGUAUGUGUGACACCUGGUUUGGGGAAGGGUGUCUCCAAGAUUGGAUACAUCAAGUUAACAUCAUUCAACCAAAAUGCUUCUGGAGCUGUCAAGGAAGCAAUCGAGACUUUAAGGAGAGACAAUGUUGACGCGUUUGUCUUGGACCUUCGUAAUAAUAGCGGUGGUCUUUUUCCUGAAGGAAUUGAGAUUGCCAGGAUUUGGUUGGACAAAGGUGUGAUCGUGUACAUCUGCGAUAGUCGUGGAGUCCGAGAUAUAUACGACAGUGAUGGAACCCAUGCAAUAGCAGCUUCAGAGCCUCUAGCCGUGCUGGUGAAUAAGGGAACUGCAAGUGCAAGUGAGAUCUUAGCGGGUGCAUUGAAGGAUAACAAGAGGGCAGUGCUUCUUGGAGAACCCACUUUCGGCAAAGGAAAAAUCCAAUCGGUUUUUGAACUGUCUGAUGGGUCUGGCUUGGCUGUUACUGUUGCUCGUUAUGAGACCCCUGAUCAUAUCGACAUCGAUAAGGUUGGCAUAAUUCCUGAUCAUCCAUUGCCAGCAUCAUUUCCGAAGGUCGAUGAUGGUUUUUGUGGCUGCAUCGGGGACCCUGCUUCUGGUUGUUUUCUAAACAGAGUUGGAUUAUUUUCGAGAUGAUACCAUUGUAUAUCAUACACUUGAUUUUAACGUUUGUUCGACUAUUGGUUAUUCGUUCAAAAAGACCAUGACCAACAUUUGUAUAGUUUUGAAGGAAAUAUGGAAGAAAAUGAAGUGAAGCUCUUGUGG
Molecule: messenger RNA, 1764 nt
Organism: Cynara cardunculus var. scolymus (artichoke)
Lineage: Eukaryota; Viridiplantae; Streptophyta; Magnoliopsida; Asterales; Asteraceae
Product: carboxyl-terminal-processing peptidase 2, chloroplastic
Exons: 13
Coding region: 22-1635 (537 amino acids)
Biological process (GO): proteolysis
Molecular function (GO): protein binding; serine-type peptidase activity; endopeptidase activity
Source: RefSeq, a predicted model, not a curated record